AUGUCAUUGGCUUUCAAUCAUGUUCGCGGCCUCUCGGGGGUACCUCUAAGAACGGCACGGCUGGCCUGCUCAGCAUGUCGCAUCAUACGCCCUAGUGAUGUUGAGCAUGUUGCAGCAACCUGUGCUGGCCUGCCGCAAAGUGCCCCCAUAGGUCUUCGCCGCCUACUUUAUUCCCAAGCCAUCCUCCGAUCAUCCCAGGCGUUACCGAGUCGCAACAGAGACGAUAUUCACAAUUAUCUCCCGGCAGAAGUGUGGAAAGAAAUUAAUUCCGGCUCGUCGCAUCACAAUGAUAACCUUGAGCCAGACAUCGACCCUUCCAUGCCAGGGCAGCGUCAAACGAAGCCCGGCGACUCACAUUUUCCAACCCCGUCAGAACAUCUUGCAAGAGCCCUUCGCCAGGGCGGCCACUCGCUUGGCUAUUAUCUUAAUGCCUCGAGAGAUGUUGAAGCUCUGUCUCGUCCUGCUGCGCCUUCGCUUCAGACCAUGCUUGGGGAUUACAUCCGCCAUAUUGAUCCGCUAUUAUCCCCAGAUCGAGAGACUUCAACGACCAAUCUUGACUCGGCCCUUCGUGGUGUUUUCAGCAGUAGUUCCAUCCGCUAUUUGAAUCUUCGGGGAUACGACGUUGAUGAUGUGGUGGCAUGGGCAUGGAUCAUGAAAAGCAGGGACGCGGACCAGGCAAUCUCGCGGUUGUUCUUGCAUGCCACCCAGUAUUCGUCAUGCACAAAGUAUUCAGCUCCGCCAGCGCCACCCUUCAUUGUUCUGUAUUUGUUAAAACAGAAGCAUGUUGCGGCACGAUCUCUCCGAUUGCUCUUGAUAUAUGCUCUGCACUUGGUUAGUGGCCGGCCACUUCCUUCCAAACUCAAACACACGAACACCGCACAUGAUUGUGCAAUAUCGCCUUUGACAGAGUUUCGCCCUCAGGUGGACCUUUCCACUGGCAUGCUUCUCUUCAUUCGGCUUGUUCGCCAUGCUCGAAAAGUUUGGCCGCAAGCCAUGCCCACCAUAGCAACUGCCUUUUCACGAUUUAUGAUGGCUACAGACUUGGCCAAAGCGGAGAGUUCCAGUCUCGAUGACUCCAAUGUCAAUCGCCUUAAGACCAAGAAUUUUAAUAUUUUUCUCCAUCUUUUGUCUCUGCCGGCCAAAAUUCAACCUUUUCAAUCUGCGUCUUAUCAGCAACAAGCCCAAUUCGAGCUUCUUCGGGUGAUGGAAAGUCAUAAACCGGUACUCCCUCUUACGCGGAAAGGUUAUCGAGCCGUCGCGUCAAUUCAGUUGGCGCACAAAAAGACACUGGAUGAGCGACAGUCCGCCGUUCUUAAAGCGCCGUCAUGGCCCCCUUGGAAAGAAGAAAGGCUGGGCAUAGACCGACUUCGCGGGAAUGAGGGUAUGUACAGUCGUGCAAUGUACGUACUGGCUCAGAUGCGAGAAGCGGGCUAUUCUCGCAAGCUCUGGGAAGAUGUGUGCUCCAUCCUGGCAGGCUGGGAUACCGAUCGGAGUCCAACAAUUCAAACCAGAAGCUUUAUGCCCUGGUCCAAGUCCUUGUGGCGUGCGUCCCAUACGAAUCCUGAUCAUCCAGCUAUUUGGACUGCCCGGAUACGUGCCACAAGAACUGUUCGUGAAGCAUGGGCUUGUUUCCUGUCGUACCAAGAUCGCAGUCUACCUUUGAACGCGGGGGUGUACACUGCAAUGGCCGAGAAGCUCAUCCAUCGCCAGAUUGCCAUCAAGAAACGAUUUGAUGAAUCGGAUCACGUACUACCCGGCGAUGGGCGUGAAGUUUUUGCCGAGCCCGCCUCUGCGCGGGAUGUGAUUUACGUCCAUACAGAGCCCCCGGGACUCCAAGACUUUCUUGAGCAAAUGAGUAAUCAAGGGAUCCGAAUCCACAGCCACUUACUUACUUUGCUGCUUCAGACGACUUCGGACUUUCGCACUGGAUUGCGAUAUCUCAGUGUCAGCAAGCUUCCGGAAGAUCACGUCGAGGCUCUCACGACAGUGCUAGGUCGCUCAUCUGAUUAUGAAGCCAAGACAGUACUCCGGACAAUUCCCGACGAUGUCUUUGGCGCGUUUGUCGGGUUCCUCUGCCGGGCCUCCAGCUCUACCAUGAGCAUCGGGCCCAAACAUGUCGACCCCGCGAGUCUACCCAUGCUGGCUGUAGAAAGCCAUUGGCAAUGUUCGACGACUGCUCUGUCCGACUUUGAUAGCCUUCCACGUCAGAAUUGCCACCCAAGGGCUUUUUGGCAUGCCAUCCAAAUGACCAAAGCACGACUUGAGCCGUGCACCGUGGCCUGGACUCACAUACUGAGUGCCCUAGAUACGAUCGGUGAUAAAUAUGUUAGAGAGCAUCGAGCAUGGAGGCGCAUUCUGGCCUGGAACGAGGCUCUCAUAGCCUUGAAGUGGAUGAAACACCGUGACAUUGACCUCAGUCUCGACGGGUUUUACUCUUUGUGUAAAAUCUUCAACGGGGCUGUCCACGCGGGGUUGAAGCAUCCAGACGAGGCCCAAGAGGCGUUCAACUUGAUUCAGAAAAUCCUACAUGACGAUCAACAUCGUGAGGCUGUUGGACAUGAGCAUUUCGAGGCCAUGGUCGAAAACGGACUGCUUGUUUUGAAGUCACAAUUUGAUUCCCUUGUGCUUCCAUUUUCCUCGUUGUCGAAAGUCGCGGAGCACAGCAUCUUCACGGAAAUGGGCGCGGCAGACUCUCAUCUUCAAGUGCCAACGAUCCUGCACAUCCCGUCCUUCGCUAUCAUGCACCGGUUUGUCCGUGUUUUGGGAGCGGUAGGCGAUGAGGACGGCGUGUUGCAUUUGUUGCAGUGGAUGAGUCGGUCCGCAUCAGCCCUGAAUGCAGCCGCCGAUGAGCGGCUGAACGGUGAUCGAAUGCGACGAUUGACUUUGACUGCAAUCCGGCUCAUUCUGCAGGGGCUGCAGACUGAGUUUUCUGAAUCUGGCCUGACAGUUUCAAACCCCAUCAAUUUGCAGAAAGCACACGAGAUCGUCAGCCGAACCCCUGGGUGGGAAUGGCCCAGUGAUGAAGAGGUUGAGGAUUACUAUCAACGAUACAAAUCUGAGAAUCGGAUGUGA
Molecule: messenger RNA, 3072 nt
Organism: Penicillium oxalicum
Lineage: Eukaryota; Fungi; Ascomycota; Eurotiomycetes; Eurotiales; Aspergillaceae
Exons: 2
Coding region: 1-3072 (1023 amino acids)
Source: RefSeq, a predicted model, not a curated record